Necator americanus (New World hookworm) is the source of this 5622-nucleotide messenger RNA. RefSeq lists its product as uncharacterized. The record is from RefSeq and is a predicted model, not a curated record. Gene Ontology annotation, cellular component: cytoplasm. The transcript has 44 exons. The coding region runs from base 1 to 5622 and encodes 1873 amino acids. NCBI's taxonomy places the organism in Eukaryota, Metazoa, Nematoda, Chromadorea, Rhabditida, Ancylostomatidae. Gene Ontology annotation, molecular function: ATP binding; ATP hydrolysis activity.
AUGAAGUCUCUGGCAAAAGCUUCUAAAUUAGUACAAGGUUCGAGUACCAGUCCAAUCGCCAUACAGUCGUCGAUUAUGUUGAUCCGAACUGACGGUGUGAAGUUUCUGUGCCCUAAUGCGGCCCUCCCCGACCCGGCCACUGGAACAACAUCUGCAACCUGUACUCUUAUUUAUGGUAGCCAUAUUUAUGUAACACAUGGACAUUGGAAGCCCAUUGCACUUACGAUGAUCUCAAAUCUGUCAAGACGUUUUUUGUCAGGUGAUAAAGAUGUUAGCAAGUUAGUGUUGAAAAUUGGAUCAGUACGGCUUCCUGUUGCUGGAGCAGUUCGACCCGAGUUCGUUCCUGCACGAGUUGGUGGUUCUGGAAUACGUUCUUCCAACAACGAGAUUCUCACACAUUUAAAAUGGCUGCUGCAAAAAGAGAUUUUAGGCCAGGAUACUUUUUUGAUGGGUGUCCCUGGCUCCUCGCGAACAAACAUUGCCUUAGAAUACCUCGAAUUGUGCAACCGUGAGUAUGAAUAUCUUGCUGUGACACGUGACACCACUGAAGCUGAUAUCAAACAACGUAGAGAGAUUAGAGGCGGUACUGCUUUCUACACUGAUCUGUGCGCAGUUCGAGCAGCGUUGCAAGGACGUGUUUUGGUGAUAGACGGAGUCGAAAAAGCAGAGCGGAAUGUCUUACCAAUUCUGAAUAAUCUUUUAGAGAACAGGGAAAUGCAACUUGACGAUGGACGUUACCUCAUGCAUCACGAUAAGUAUGAUAAGUUAAAAAAUAACUACACACCAGAUCAACUCCGUGCUAUGGGUAUUGAACGGGUAUCUGAACGUUUUCAUGUUAUUGCUCUCGGUUUACCCGUUCCUAAAUUUCCUGGAAAUUCACUCGAUCCUCCUCUUCGGUCAAGAUUUCAGUGUCGUACCGUACCAGAGCCUUCGUUCGAGAGUACUCGUCGUCUAUGCAGCGGAUUAGCCCCUAAUGUAUCCUCAAAUUCGAUAAGUGACUUGAUUUCAAUGAUCUACGCUAUUAACUCACAAUCCGAACUUGGCAUUCCUCGUGUUUCAAUGGAGCUUCUCCCGAGGAUUAUGCGGAUAUGGAAUAUCAAUCCUCUGUAUUCCGCUGUGAAUAUGUUCGACCUUGUGUAUCCGUGCAGGAGUAUGUUUAAGGAGUAUCAAACAAGGCUUGUAGAGGAUUUCGUAAAGAAAUUCAUCAGUGAGAGAACGCCUCCGCCUUCUUCAGUCAUAGCUUCUGUAGAGAUGGUUGACAACGAAACAAGAAAAGCAGAUAUCUGGAUUGAACAGUCGGGGAAUCGAUUAACGUUCACUACAGAUGUGACUAAACCAUCAUGUUCUGAAGAACGCGACUUUGUUUCCACACCACAGCACGAAACUCUGCUUGCUAAUCUUGCAAUCGCUCAUUCUCAAGGAGACUUUGCCCUCAUCGGUAACAAAGGAUCCGGAAAAACGAAGCUCGUUGGAGAGUUGGCUGCUCGAUUAGGUUUCACCACCGAUACAAUGGUCCUCUAUCAAGAUAUGAACUCCCGUGAAUUGUUCCAACGUCGUCGAAUGCUAGACAGUGGAGAUACUUUGUGGGAAGACAGUCAACUUGUUGCAGCUGCAAAGAGAGGAGAUGUUUGCGUGCUUGAUGGGGUGGAGAAGGUUCAUUGGAGUACGCUUGAGUCAUUGGGAACACUUUGCCAUCAUCGAUUGUUAUUCCUUCCGGAUGGAAGCCGUAUGGUUGGAGAAGAAGAGUUUCGCAAUAUUCAAGAAAGGACCGGGUAUGAUGAAGCCCUCCUCAGUUCAAGAGGAGUAUUUCGUAUACCGAGAUCAUUCCGGCUCGUACUUAUUGGUGAUACAUCUGCGGAGAAUGUGUGGUUGAAGGAAUCUGUCAUGAGUCUCAUGCCUUUCCUUCAGUUGCAGAAGUUGACCAACGAAGAACAAUGCUGCAUCAUUAACGAGAUGGUUCCACCUGGGGCAGCUGAAACAACACGAAAGCUAAUUAACUUCGUCGAAAGGCUGAGGUCAUCCAGUGACGCUGGGCUAAGAGGUGUUGCUCUUUCGUUAUCAAUGCGAAAGCUCAUCCACAUUGUCAAGCGGGAUUGUUUGCACCCCGGCGAAUUAAGAGGCCUCGUGGAGAACGCUUCACUUGCAAAAUUUCUUCCGUCUGUUACGCGUUUAUCAUUUUACGCUGAACUGGAUAAAGCUGGCUUUGCAGCGGAUUCUGCCACAUCUACAGAGUUUUCCGAUGAUGUAUCGUUUCUUCUGAGCCAGCACAGUGUACAAGAUAGGAAUGAGGCGCUGAUACCGGAUGUUCUUUUCUACGACAAUGAUCAACACAUGAGCAUAAUUCGGAAUAUGGCACGUGAUAUGAGAUUGGGUGCUCACCUUCUGCUUAUUGGAAACCAAGGAGUAGGAAAAAAUAAGAUAACAGAUCGAUUCCUUCAUUUGAUUCAGAGGCCCCGUCACUACAUGCAGCUUCAUAGAGAUACUACAGUAGAAUCACUUACCAUGCAGACGACUGUCGAAAAUGGAGUUUUACGAUACGAGGACUCUGCCUUAGUUCGUGCUGCAAGAGAUGGACACGUUCUUGUUGUGGACGAAGCUGACAAGGCUCCUCUUCAUGUUGUUGCUUUCUUCAAAAGUCUUCUAGACUCAGGGACUCUCCUACUUGGCGAUGGUAGGCGGAUACAGCCAGCUUCUGCUCCUCCGCGUGAUCGAAGUAUAAUACUACAUCCCGACUUUCGUAUAAUCAUGCUAGCUAAUCGACCUGGAUUUCCAUUUCUCGGAAACGAUUUGUUUGGUGUACUUGGUGAUUUGUUCUCUGUGCACAUGGUCGAUAACCCUAGUCGGGAAAGUGAACUCGAUAUGCUUAAGAAGUAUGCACCGGAUGUUGAAAACGCUACUCUGCUGAAACUUAUGGCAGCGUUCACGGAACUUCGAGAAAUGGUUAAUGAUGGAGUACUGCAGUAUCCUUACUCUAUAAGAGAAUUGGUUAAUAUUGCAAAGCACAUUAAUAAAUUUCCCGAAGACUCCAUCACUGCAGCCAUCAGAAAUGUAUUCGAUUUCGACUCCUUUUCAACUGAUGCCGUAAAGUUGAUCCAAGAAGUCUUCCAAAAACAUGGGGUUCCUUUCGGUAUUGAAGAGCUAUCUAAACGGAUUUUCCUCUCUCAUCGAUUUCCCAUCGAUCCAUCUUCUCCGGUUGGAGUUUGGGGACUUGAUAGUAGUGGUGUUUCUGUGGAAGUGAACACAAAUGAAGCUCAUCUGAUUGUGAAGGACGAUAUUCCCAUGAAGUAUAAGUCGCUGAAAUUAGUUAAGGAGCACAUGCGAACUAAACAAUUCACGGAACAGGAUUGUGCAUGGCAGAUUCCUAUGCUGGAUGUGAAUAUUUGUUCUGAUGGACUUGUAGUUGGUAACACUCUAGUAGUGGCUACUGUGAAUCCUCCUCGCCUGUACCUUAUGAGAGAUCUGAAUGAAGCGAACCAGGUUCACGAGGUGGAUAUUUCUCCAAUGUUCAAGUCUCUGCGGCAUUUGCUGAAGUAUCAACCAAGACUAACACUUUCGACCUGCGGAAACGAGAAAAUUCUGGUUCACGAGGAAGUUACGAAUUCGAUGUGUAUAGUGGAUUUGAAAAGGGAUCUAAUCCAGCACAUAAAUCUAGGAUCCUCUGCGUUCGACAGCCUUGCUAAAAUUUUGAAUAGUAGCGAGUAUCGUUUGGUUCGUGGAGCUUCUACUCUUUUUGCUCGUGAUGGGAAACAACUAUUUGUUAUCAAGGAGGACGGAUUUGUUACGCUGAUGAAUCUGAAAGAAGAAAUCUCUAACGUCUUUCUUCUCCAAGAAGAUAGAUACGUUGUCAAACAAAAGAACGGAAGUUAUGGGUUUCUUUUCCGUGAAGGGAACACCUGGAAACUGCAGUCUAUUUCUACCAACUUUACGACUCCUAUUGAUAUCGAUGGCAUUUGUGUACACGAAAACUCCGUUCACCUCUCUGACGAAAAUUUCUACUUCUUAAAAAGUGGAUUUCCAUUGUCACUGGACUCCAAAGAAGUUCUUGGAAGCGCUCGUCACAAACUUUCUGACGUAGUCGAUAUUCGUCGUCCACAUUACUUGUCAGAUGAGGAGACUAAGAAAUUUGUCAAUCCCCAACGGAAUUUCGUAAUAAUGCGAGAUGGUGUUGUGGUGAGGGCGCAACCGAAUUGGAAUGUGCCGAAAGACGCUCUCAAAGAAGCCAAGCAUGGAGUUCACAACGUUGGGGGAUUUCUGGAGGCUGUUGAUUCGGUUAAUGGUCUCGUUCAAUAUGUUCCCGUACCGAGUGCAAAGCAUCAGAGUUAUCAUGGAUCAUGGAUAUCAACAAUCUCUCGAACUCAAUUUGUAAUAGUUCCGUAUAGUGACGAUAAGGUGCUUACUGUUGACACAAACGGUGGAGUGCGAUCUUUUGAACUGUCUCCGACUACGCUUGGGAGAUCAUAUAAUGAAUGGAAUCAUCUCGUAGGAGGAACAGAGGACCAAAAUUUGCGGAUAGAGUUUGAACGUGAACCUGACGCAUUCGAUAUUUCAAAACUGCUCGACCCGAAAAUUGGCAAAUUCGAUCCGUCCAAUGCUCCGCAUCAUGGUGGUAAUCAGUGGAUGGGUGGAACUGGUGGCUACAGUACUGCUGGCUUAGGAGGUGUUGGAGGACCGUUCAGACUUGAUGCAGGACAUGAUGUGCACCAGAUGCCCGAUUCCGCUAAACAGCGUGUGCCUGAACAUAUUCUCAAAAAAGCUAGAGAAAUAUCCAGAGCAGAAUAUCAAAAGAAGCUAAAGGAAAUAGCCAUGUCGGAAUACGAUGGUGAAGCAUAUAUGUCGCUAUGGAACAAAAUCGAGAAGCACUCUACUCUUUUGCGCUCUAUUAUCGAACAACUAGAAGCGAAAGAAAAAGAACGACAAUGGGCCCGUCAUCAAACUUCCGGUGACCUUGAUGACGGAAAGCUUAUUGAAGGAAUUGUCGGAGAGAGAAAUAUUUACAAGCGUCGCAUUGAUAAGCUGCCUGAAUUAGGAGCACCGCAACUAAAACCAAAGAAAAUGCGUCUGUGUUUUGACGUAUCAGGAUCAAUGUAUAGAUUUAAUGGUUACGACCAAAGGCUCAACAAAUCUCUCGAGGCUGCGUUGAUGGUUAUGACGUCUUUCGAAGGAAAACACGAUAAAAUCACCUACGACAUCGUUGGACACUCAGGCGACGGUCCAUGCAUAGAAUUCGUUACGAAAGGACAUUAUCCGAAAAACAAUAAAGAACGUUUAGACAUAUUGAAGCAAAUGCUGGCUCACACCCAGUUUUGUGCAAGCGGAGAUUUCACCGUUGAAGGACUCGAUGAUGCAAUGAAAACGUUGAGCAAAGAGAAAGAUUGCGACGAAAGAUUUGUUGUUCUCAUUUCCGAUGCUAAUUUGGAUAGAUAUGGAAUAUCUCCAAAAGAUCUACUCAAGGUUAUGAAUAGACAUGAAAACGUCCGCUCAUUUGUGAUACUAAUUGGAUCUUUGGGUCAGCAAGCUGUUAGGUUGCAAGCAUCACUACCAGUUGGCAAAGCCUUUGUCUGUGAAAAUAUGUCGGAUCUUCCAAAGAUCAUGCAAAACAUAUUCACAUCUACACUCGCGUAG